Molecule: messenger RNA, 1399 nt
Organism: Anguilla rostrata (American eel)
Lineage: Eukaryota; Metazoa; Chordata; Actinopteri; Anguilliformes; Anguillidae
Product: olfactory receptor 1E16-like
Exons: 1
Coding region: 1-972 (323 amino acids)
Biological process (GO): detection of chemical stimulus involved in sensory perception of smell; G protein-coupled receptor signaling pathway
Cellular component (GO): membrane
Molecular function (GO): odorant binding; olfactory receptor activity; G protein-coupled receptor activity
Source: RefSeq, a predicted model, not a curated record
AUGAGCCCACUGAAUUCAAAUUCCUUUACUAACGCCACUAUUGUGCGUCCUGAGUUCUUUGUCAUAAGUGGUUUUGCCGGUAUUCCCCACGCAAACUACUACUAUGUGUUCUUGUGCUUCGUUUAUGCUCUGAGUCUACUAGGAAAUACCUUUAUCAUGUUUGUGAUUUACACUGACCACCGUCUCCACAGUCCAAAAUACAUUGCAGUGUUUAAUUUGGCUAUGUCUGACUUGUGUGGAAGCACUACACUUGUUCCUCAGAUGAUUGACACUUUGCUGUUUAAAUUACAUUUAAUCUCCUACGAGGCCUGCUUGACUAACAUGUUUUUUGUUUUUUGGUUUCUCUCUGUGCAGUCUUUCACUCUUGCUGCUCUGUCCUAUGAUAGAUUUGUUGCUAUAUGCUUUCCACUGAGAUACAAUGAGAUUGUGACUAAUAAAUCAAUGUUGGUGAUUACAGCCAUAUUAUGGAUUUUUGCAGGAUUGGCUAUUCUCAUAGGAGUGAUUUUCAUUAGCAGAAUAUCAUUCUGCAAAUCCAUUGUGAUAAAUAGCUUUUUCUGUGAUCACGGGCCCAUACACCUUUUGGCAUGCAAUGACAACACUCCAAGUGCUGUGAUAAACUGGACACAUCCUGUGAUAAUUCUCUGGUUACCAGUACUUUUUAUCACAGGUACAUAUAUUUGUAUAGCCAGAGCAUUAUUUAAAAUUUCAGAAGCCUCUGAGCGCCUCAAAGCCAUGAAGACAUGCACCUCUCAUUUGAUCUUGGUGAGUGUGUUUUAUCUUCCUAUAUGUAUCACCUAUGCAAUGAGCUCCACCAUUCAAUUGAACACCAGAAUAGUUAACAUGUCUCUGGCAACUGUCUUGCCACCAAUGCUGAAUCCAAUCAUUUACUCUCUGAAGACAGAAGAAUUCACAGAAUCCAUUAAAAAGCGAUACAGAAGAAACAAGUUUCACAUCGCUGUAAGGAAUAAAUAAAUGUGUUAAUCAUAAAUGACUGACUACAAGUUUGACUAUGUUCAUUUUUUAAACAAUGCACUCAACUGAAUUGUAAGAGCUAUUAACUAAUUAAAUACAAUAAAUUAGAACAACACAUACUUAUGAGCAUAUAGAGUAUUUGGGGAUUCAGGCCUGGUGUUUCUUCUGUUUGCUUCAUUUCUGUUGCCUUACUGAUCUUCACAUGUCCUUGUGAGGUCUCUAAAAACCACUAUACAAAUUAAAUUGAAUUGAAAUUGAAAUUGAGCAACCGCUGCCUGCACUUUGAGAUGGAUCUGCCCAGUGGCACAGAACAGUGGUGGGCCACUGAGCUGAAGAACUAUCAGCUUGCUCUUAAGUAUAGCCAAGGUAAUGUGAAUCCUGAAUAGUGGACGGUGGACCAGUGAGCCUGGUGCAGGGGGAUAAAUCC